AUUACUACGGAGUAGUAUAUCAGCCAAAGUGGCCCUUCUCGUCCUUUUCCAGUAGAGAGAGAGAGGAGUUCUCUUGGUUGUCAUUGAGCUGAGACUUCAUUAUACGGAUUCAAAUACCAGUUUCUUCAAACCCUGAAGGCAAGAUAACGACGACCACCACCACCAUGUCUCGCGUGUGCUCGCAGUGCGGACACAACGGCCACAACUCCCGCACCUGCCCAGACGGCAGCGGCGGAGGAAAUGGUGGCGCGGUCGCCUCCGCCGCCGCCGCCAACGGCAUCAUGCUAUUCGGUGUCCGAGUCACGGAGGGAUCGUUCAGGAAGAGCGCGAGCAUGACCAAUCUGGCCCAGUACGAGCAGACUCAGGACUCCACCGCCGAUGUCAACGCCGGUUACGCCUCCGACGACAUCGUUCACGCCUCCGCCAGGAGUGGUGAGCGCAAGAGAGGAGUACCGUGGACGGAGGAGGAGCACAGGCUUUUCUUGUUAGGGUUGCAGAAGGUAGGGAAAGGCGAUUGGAGAGGGAUUUCGAGGAACUUCGUGAAGACGCGUACACCUACUCAAGUGGCAAGCCAUGCUCAGAAGUAUUUUCUCCGUCGAAACAACCAUAACAGGAGGCGCCGGAGAUCUAGUCUGUUCGACAUCACCACCGAUUCUGCGUUUAGGGGUAGCGCUAUGGCUAUGGAAGAAGAUCAAGGUCACCAAGAAGCCAUACCACACCAACCACCACUGCAGCCACAUGUAUCCAACAAUCUUGGAGGAUAUCCGGUGUCGGCUUUUCCGGUGACACUCAGUCCAGUCGGGUUACCCAUCAUCAAUGAGAACUGCACAGAGGGUCUCACAUUACUUCAAAGCAAUGAAGCGAACAUUUCACCCAAGCUGGUCCGGUCAAUUCCCACUCCUCCCGUACCUCCAUCCUCAAAAAUGGCAGAACUCAACUUGAACAACAACACAUCCACCACCGACCCCUUGUCUCUAUCCCUGAAGCUCCCUGCAUCACCAUCAUCGUCGUCCGAUCAGCCUGCAAGACACGGGUCGGGUUUUCAGGCAAUGUCCGGGAGCAGCUUCAAGAGCAGUAGUGGGGAUAGCAUCAUUAGUGUUGCUUGAUGGAAUAUAAUAAUAAUCACUGCUGGGUUUGUAAAGGGGGUUGAAGAUUAAAGUUUGGAUUAGUUAGGUUGGGAUUUAGACAUAAAGAUUAGGUUAUUAGAUUAUUAGGUGAUUCCUUUUAUUGUACAGGGUUAGAGACAAAUAUUUAUGAAAGAUGUCCUGUCUUUUCCAGUGGGUUGGGGUUCAUGUUUAUUAUGACUGGUCCUUUAAUGUGGUGUGGUGAUUUCAGCACCUGGUACUCUUUGUUAUGUGGUCUCCUUUUGGUUCUUUUUCAACUUCAUCUUUGAAAAAUAUCUCUGUUUUGGAUA
Cornus florida is the source of this 1414-nucleotide messenger RNA. Its product is annotated as transcription factor MYB1R1. Gene Ontology annotation, molecular function: zinc ion binding; DNA binding. The transcript is spliced from 3 exons. Lineage: Eukaryota; Viridiplantae; Streptophyta; Magnoliopsida; Cornales; Cornaceae. The record is from RefSeq and is a predicted model, not a curated record. Gene Ontology annotation, biological process: response to auxin; response to ethylene; response to gibberellin. The coding region runs from base 165 to 1106 and encodes 313 amino acids.